GCCGGACGCGGCCCAGCGGCCGAGCAGGAGGCGGCGGGCGGUGAGCGGACGGGACGGGGACAUGGCGGAGACCGGCUCCGUGCACGCCACCCGGUUCGAGGCGGCCGUGAAGGUGAUCCAGAGCCUGCCCAAAAAUGGUUCAUUCCAGCCAACGAAUGAAAUGAUGCUCAAGUUCUAUAGCUUUUAUAAGCAAGCAACCCAAGGACCCUGUAACAUUCCACGACCUGGAUUUUGGGAUCCGAUUGGUAGAUAUAAAUGGGAUGCUUGGAGUGCCUUGGGAGACAUGUCCAAAGAAGAAGCCAUGAUAGCCUAUGUUGAAGAAAUGAAAAAGAUUCUUGAGAGUAUGCCAAUGACGGACAAAGUUGAAGAAUUACUACAAGUAAUAGGCCCGUUCUAUGAAAUAGUAGAAGAUAAAAAGAACAGAGGAUCUGACCUAACCUCAGUUCAAAUGGAGAAAGUCUCUAAGUAUUUGGAAGACCUUAGUAAUGUCAUGAAUUCCACUCCAAAUAUAAAGGCUGUGAAUGGAAAAGCUGAAAGUAGUGAUAGUGGAGCAGAAUCAGAAGAAGAAGGGCUUCGUGAAGAGGAAGAAAAAGAACUGCAGCUAAAUGGAACGGACUAUAAGAAUGCGAAACCAGAAUCAGCAGCUACUAAAGAUUUGGAAAGUAUUGUUACUAAUGGCUGUUAUAAAGACAGCUUUAUCCCAGAUAUGCAGAAUGGCAUCCAGACCAAAUCUGCACUGAAUGGCUUGAACCCGGAGGAAGAAAUAAAGAAAAUGGAGCCAAGCCUAGAAAUAGCUAAUAACAGUGCUCACCAAGGUGCAAAUGAAGAGAGUACUGAAGAGGUCUCAGCAACUCAGCACUUAACCAGUGAUUCAGACAGUGAAGUUUAUUGUGACUCUAUGGAGCAACUCGGACUAGAAGAGCCCUUGGAGAUCAUCACAUCAGCUAAAGGAUCUUUAAAGCAUUCAUCCCAUUUCUUGGAUGUAGAUCACAGUCUUCUGUUAGAAAAUACGGAUUUUCCAAGACACGCUUGCAUGACUUAUGGGAAUCUCCAACCUGGAAAUACUGUAGAGGGAGCAGCUCAAGAACAAGGCGAAGUCAAGUGUGGAGGAGAAGAUGGCAAAGCCAGUAAUGGGGGCCCUCAUAAGGAGAAGAAAGGUGGAGAAAAAGCAGAUUUCUACAGUGUCAGAAGAGGGAGAGGGCAUAGACUUCAGCCUCUAGGAGAUGGUCCACAAGGUGGACAGAUGGGUAGUGGAGGGGACGGAGAGCGCUGGGGAUCAGACAGAGGACCCAGGGGAAGCCUCAAUGAACAGAUUGCAGUAGUGCUGAUGCGGUUGCAAGAAGACAUGCAGAAUGUCCUUCAGAGGUUGCAUAUGCUGGAGGCGGUUACAGCAUCACAGGCAAAAUCUGCAACACUACAGUCAAAUUAUCAGCCCGCCUCCUCUAAACCAUCAUGGUGGCCCUUUGAAAUUUCUCCUGGUAUUUUAGCUUUUGCUAUGGUAUGGCCAUUUAUUGCCCAGUGGUUGGUACAUGUAUAUCUUCAAAGAAAGCGAAGAAAACUGAACUGAGAAUUCAUGACUUUGCUUAAAGACUGCUAGGAGAAGAUGGCCCUGGAAAGCGAAGGAAUUCUGAAUUCUCAUAGAAUCUCAGAAUCUGGGAUGAUGUUCCUUCUGUUACAGUAAUAUUUUGUACUACCUUUGAGCUAAACAUUUAAGGACUAACAUUAUUGAAACUUGAAUGAUUCACAGCUCCUAGGUUACAAAUAAAAUAAACUUAAUAAUUCCAUCCUCAAAACCAUGUGAACAUUAGUUAUUUUGGAAUGUGCUUGUAGAGGGGCCUUCAGUAAUUACUGGUCUUGCCGAUGUCAGGUGAUGAAGAGAAUAUCAUCUUUGUAAAAGAAUAAGUGAAAAAUGUGUAGAACUGUCACUUUAAUCACACUGUACUGUCACUGUACGAUCACAACAUCCCUGCCUGUUUUUCCACAGGGUUACAUAUUAUCAGAUGAAAGCACUAAUAAAGAAUGAAUUCAAUACAUUGUAAGCUCUUGGAAAAAUACAGUAGAGCUCUGAGGAAUUCAACUGGUUAUUUUUGCUGCUAAACCAGUGUGGGGCAAAUUUCCAUGUAAAUUGGUCAGAAAUGAAGUUGAAUCCUUUGCUUAUCUUUUAAGAUUGUACAGGAGAUUUGGGAAUUGAUAUAUGUCUUGAAAGCUAGAGCCAUUAAUAACAGAGGGACUGUCAAAUAGAAGUUUGGAAACUGUGUGGUACAAGGGCUCCAUCUAAAGAGGCUGCACCUUAUAUUUUAACUUUGAUAAUUGUAUUCUCGUUGACAACAGCUUGUUUUAACUGAAAUGCAUAGUUUAGGCACAAGGUGCUUUAAAAUGAGAUGAAAGCUAGCUCUAAGUAUUUCUCUAUAAUUUUAAAAAGCUCAGUGCACUGUAAGUUUUCUGUUGUCAGUUUAUGUAUGUCAAAUUAAAAUAAGAUUUAAUCUAGCCCUAAUCUAUUGUGGACUUUUCCCAAGUCAUAUUAUGAAAAAUAUCAGUUCUGGUAUUUCUUUCUCUCUUAUCCUUCUACUUCCUUUCAAAACACAACUUUUCAGCUAAUUUUGGUGCUGAUUCUUUUUUUUUGUUCACAUAGUACUUAUUAACCAAUGUACAGAUAGAGU
Gymnogyps californianus (California condor) is the source of this 2660-nucleotide messenger RNA. RefSeq names its product acyl-CoA binding domain containing 5 (gene ACBD5). Lineage: Eukaryota; Metazoa; Chordata; Aves; Accipitriformes; Cathartidae. Gene Ontology annotation, biological process: fatty acid metabolic process; autophagy of peroxisome. Gene Ontology annotation, molecular function: fatty-acyl-CoA binding. The transcript has 13 exons. Gene Ontology annotation, cellular component: peroxisome. The record is from RefSeq and is a predicted model, not a curated record. Bases 62 to 1567 code for a protein of 501 amino acids.